AUGGCUUCAGAGAAGGCCUCUUCUUCCAUCAACCAAGGACUCACUUCAGAAGAAAUUUCUGCCACAAAUGGUACAAGUAAAUCCAAUUUGGGGAAAGAACUAGCAAGGAGAGCAAUAUUGAGAUCACAUCUACGCAGAAAUGGGAAAAGAAAAAUUGCAAGUAAUAGCAUUAAUGCCAAAUUAUUGCCAAGUAGGUUAAGUAAAGUUUCUUUGGGAGAUCAAGAUUCUUCAGAAUGA
Molecule: messenger RNA, 237 nt
Organism: Lathyrus sativus (Indian pea)
Lineage: Eukaryota; Viridiplantae; Streptophyta; Magnoliopsida; Fabales; Fabaceae
Source: the annotation of a GenBank genome assembly